GCGUGCUUUAUUUAGCAGCCGCAACCAAUUCCUUCCCAAAUUUUAGGGUUUAUAAAAGGCUUCCCAGGAUCGUUCUUCAAUCAGCACGGGUAAUUUGCCUGCUUGAUCUAUGAUUAUUUUCGUCUUCUUUCACGUCUUGCGAAUGGCUGCCAGAUAACUUCAGGGCUGUAACUUGGGGAGGCGUCGUCGGUCUUUAACUCAUUUUCCCCGAUCGUAUUCCACUGAAUGGGACACAGCUGAUUGUCCGUGAAGGUAGGAAAGAGCAAGCCAGUCACAAAGAGGGAAGGAUUGAAGAGCUGAGGCAGUUUAGUUCAGUUCGAAUAAUAAACCAAUGUCAUUGUAUGUGGGUCACCUUUCACCUCAUGUCUCUCAAGAUGAGCUUGAAGGGGUUUUCCGGAGGUUUGGCCGUUGCCAUUUUCAGUUGAAAGAUGGUUAUGGAUUUGUAGUGUAUGAAGUCACUGCAAAUGCCGAAAGGGCUUUGAGAGCACUGCGGGGCAAGCAAAUUUGUGGUGAGCAAAUAUCCCUGAAUUGGUCAAACAAACAGCCAAGACCUUUUCAAAGGCCUCCAAGGGGUUCUAGAUUUGAUGAACCUCAUCGAAGAAGGGUAUUCAGAGAAGAGGGUGAUGUUACUGGGUUUAGGAGUUCGCAGGAUGAAAGGGAUUUUUCUAUAGAUAUUCGUAGUCCAGCCUAUAAUGCGGGACAUCGGGUUGAUAGUGCACCUGAUAAAGAAGCUGGACAUACUUGGGAGGAUGUUGAUGGUGUUAGAGGGAACAGAGUUGAGAAUUUGUCUGAUCCAUUGAUGGAUGAAGACACUGGUGAUCUCAAUCCAUUGGAACAUGAUCGCUGGGGUGAGCGUGCCAAUGAUAUGUUGCCUGGUCACGGACUCUGUAAGGAUUCUGAUUUUGAUGGAUAUGAACCAUACCAUGGCUACAACAAGAGAAAUGAGAAAGAAGACAACCAAAGAGCCAGCUCAGACAGUUCUCCUUAUAGAGCUAUUCAUGGGAAAGGGCAUAGAGAGCACUUCAUUGUGGAAGCUGAGAGAAGGUUUGAUAAACCGAUGCCCCAUCUAGCCUGUUACAAUUGUGGCCAAGUGGGUCAUAUUAGAAGGAGAUGUCCUGAAGGAGAUGGGAGGAGAGGGAGAUUUACUAAGUUUGAGCGGAGGAGAGAUGGAAUGAGUUUCAAAGAUAAAGUGGAAGGAAGGCGAAAAAAGUUUCAAGCCAAUUCACGGGGAAGGCCAGGCACCAGCAUAGAUCCGCUUGUAGCAAGACAUCGUGCAUGGGAUAGAAAGGGAUCACAUUCCAGUAAGUCAGUAAAGACUGAAAGUUCUCCAGAAAGAAGAGAAAAAUCCAGAGUCAAACUGCAUUCUCGGUCUCAAAGUAAGAAGGGAACCAAGGAUAAAUACUCAUCAAAGAAAAGAUCAAAGAAGAAAAGAAGAGUAGAGGCAUCUGAAACUUCAUCAAUGUCUUCCGAUUCCUCUAAAUCAAGUUCAGGAAAGACGCAUUCAAAAUCCAUUUCUGGUAGCAGAUCUUAUUCAAAAUCAACAUCGUCUUCUAGAUCCCAUCCAGCAUCAUCUAGGUCAAGGUCCAUGUCAGUCUCAUCAUAUGCCAAAUUUAAAAGUUCUAGAUCAAGGUCUAGAUCUUUGUCAAGAUCAAAGUCUAGGUCAACUCCGUAUGGGUCAUUGUCGCUUUCUAUUUCAUUGGGACGGAAGUCAUCUUCUUCUCCUAAGAAUAUAGAAAGAAACGUUCAGAUAAAUACCAUCCCGAAGAACAACUCUGAGCACAUGGAAAGCCUAGAGUCCAAGCAUUCCUCUAAAAUGAACAACUCUGAAACGAAGACAUUGAAAGAUGAAAAUUCAUUUUCUCCAUUGGGAGAUAAGACUCAAUCUAAUGUAGAAUAUUAUGAAAAAAAUAGUUUCAAUGAGCAUAAAACUGAUUUGAAAGUUGGAUAUAACAAAACGGAUGCAUGCUUUACUACACUCAACGGUGCUGGUUCUGCUACUGAAAAUUAUUCAGAGACGAGUGCUCUGCAGGGUUCUCCUAUGAAGAAUCCGAUAGAACAAGUAGCAGUUGACUCUACAAUACUUUCAACAAGGGAAAUGCUCUCAGCACUUCAUCAUAAUGGAUUGGCGUCACUUAAGGAGGGUGAGCUAGAUGUUUCAGUUGAGGGCUACUUCGGUGCUGCUCGGCUAUGGCCAUGGGAGAUGAUAUACUAUCGGAGAUUGAGAAGGGGACCAAUUUCCACUGAGAAUUAUGCAAAAAGGCUUGAGCAAAACAAGGAAUUUGGUAUUGUGGAUAAGUACAUUAGAAGCUGUAGUGGUUGGGGAGAGCGUCAAAGGAAUACAUGAUCAGGAUGGACAUUUUAUUGCAGUUGCAUUGAUAGCUUUUCGUCCAAAUUAUAUGAUUUUGUUGUAAGGUGCACCCUAUCAGGUAAAGAAUUUACAGUCCUAUUUACUGUACAAUUCAAGGAUAUGUUUGAGGCAAACAUGUGGCUGCUUAGGCUUGAGAGAAACUUGCUCAAUGUAAAAUGAAAUUUAUGGUCAUUCAGUGAGGUUUUUUUCUGAUAAAUCAUCUGUUAUUUUGUUAUUUCCUAUUAACUUUAAAUUAUUAACUUUGACUAUUGGUUGCAGAAGUGGCUUGUUGCGCUAUGUUGCAUGUUUAGUAGUUUGUGCAUCUAGUACAAUUUGUUCUUCCAGAGGUUUCGAAAUCUGCACUCUCACACUUGUUUCUACAGAUUGAGCUUAUCAAUGGUCUUGAAGCAGCUGAUAAUCAACAUCCUCAUUAACCUUGUGCCAACUAUUUGGGAAGUUUGAAUCAGAAUAUCAGAUGAUAUAAAGUUAUUGGCCCAAAUUGAUUUUAUUUCAGUCUUAUGCAAAGGACAUGAUUCUUUUAUGGGAACUCCACAUGAUCGUUAAUGCCAAUUGUGAUUUCAUGAGAACAACUUUGAGGCUAUAGAUAAUGGUAAAAGAAUUUUGUGAUUCAGGUUUUUUUAUUUUGGGGCAUUUACAUACAUAC
Messenger RNA from Phalaenopsis equestris, 3011 nucleotides. Its product is annotated as serine/arginine-rich splicing factor 4-like. NCBI's taxonomy places the organism in Eukaryota, Viridiplantae, Streptophyta, Magnoliopsida, Asparagales, Orchidaceae. The coding region runs from base 332 to 2344 and encodes 670 amino acids. The transcript has 2 exons. Gene Ontology annotation, molecular function: RNA binding; zinc ion binding. The record is from RefSeq and is a predicted model, not a curated record.